Molecule: messenger RNA, 1524 nt
Organism: Thamnophis elegans (Western terrestrial garter snake)
Lineage: Eukaryota; Metazoa; Chordata; Lepidosauria; Squamata; Natricidae
Gene: DNAAF3
Product: dynein axonemal assembly factor 3
Exons: 12
Coding region: 85-1524 (479 amino acids)
Biological process (GO): axonemal dynein complex assembly; motile cilium assembly
Source: RefSeq, a predicted model, not a curated record
GGGUGGGCAACAGGAACCUACACCUGAAAGGGCGCUUCGACCCACUUUUUCGACAGAGGAUCGUGGCGGAGGGAAUAAGCGGCCAUGUUAGCAGCAGGUACUGGCAAUGGUUUUGGUACCACAGCUUGGUGGGGGUUUUCUCCAGCACUCAACUUGCAAGCAAUGUCUCUAGAAUCCUCCACGGAGCAUCUGAAACUAUCUCAGAAUGGCGUUCCUGAACUGAACAUCCUGCUAGUGGGAUCAAUAGAUGCACGACACAUCCUAAAAACGAUGAGUCAGAUGCAUCGGCAGCCUCGAAGAAAAAUCAACUUCUACAUUCUGGAGAACAAUCUGGAGGCUGUGAGUCGGCAGCUGUUGUUCUUGAACCUGGCUCUGGAGCCUCCAGACAAAAUGGGCCUACAAGAGAAGAGUGAGACAUUCUUGGAACUAAUGGGGAACACUCACCUUCGGAGUCAGACUGCUGCCUAUCUGCAGGAGAAAGCAGCCCUCUUCAUCCGUUACAUCACAGACUCUGACUUCCAGCUGGCUAAUCUCCCUGUUUUGGAUUUCUCUGCACUCAAGUUCAGGGAGCGGGACCAAUUAGAGGCCAUUUUUCAGUUCUGGCGAAAUCCAGACCCACAAGCUUUCCAGAUCAAGCAGCUUUGGGACCUGCGUCUGCGGCAAUACCUGGGCACCCGUUAUGACUCUCGUCGUGGAGUGUGUGACUGGGAUCUCACCAUGAAACUGCACGAGCAUGGGGCCACAACGAUAAACUUCCAUGAGUUUUUCCAUUGGCGUAAUACAGGCAUGGCCUUUGAAAUGCGAGAAGCUGUCUACGAUGUCCCCAACAAAACCUUGGCAUCUGGACGUCUCAUGAGACACAAAGGGGAACUCAUGCCAGCACGGGGAUAUUGGGGAGAUAUCACCACUGGCCCAUAUAUCACAUUUGGUGUUGAAGCUGAAGAUCCCAGUCUGCUGAAAACCAUCAAUGGCCACCCUAGUAAAAAUGCCCAAGAAAUAUCCUUGCAAAAUAUCACUGCCCUAUUGUACGAACUGAGAUACCACGCUCGCUACAAUCCUUCAGCCCCAUCUGAAGAGGGGAAAGAUGAUGAUGAUCUUCAGAGUGGAGGUGACUGUACUGUAUUGUGUGCUACAAAAGGACUUCCUGCAACAGAAGAUGUCCAUGUCCAUUUCCUGCCUCUUGACUGCCUUCCUGAACUCCAUCACAAAGCCAAAUAUCAACAGCUUUUCAAUCUUUUCUUCUUCUCUUGCGGUAUGGUGCAUUAUCUUAAACCAAAUUUGAGUCUGGUGUCAGCUCCAAAAGCCACUCUUAUUGUUGAGUUAACAAACUUCUUGCCUGACCUCAGCAAAGAACAGGUCUCCGAGUUCUCCUCCAGAGUGACUCAUCUGGCAAGAGAUGCAGAAUUUGUGCCAGUUGAAAAAACAGACAAAAAACCUUUCUUGUUGUUUCAAUUUGGAGACCAGGAGGUUGGAGAUAACCCCUGUGAAAUAAUUCCACCAGAGAUGGAAGUCCCUGGUCCCUGA